Messenger RNA from Pogoniulus pusillus (Red-fronted tinkerbird), 5596 nucleotides. RefSeq names its product pipecolic acid and sarcosine oxidase (gene PIPOX). The transcript has 8 exons. Gene Ontology annotation, cellular component: peroxisome. The coding region runs from base 3803 to 4990 and encodes 395 amino acids. Lineage: Eukaryota; Metazoa; Chordata; Aves; Piciformes; Lybiidae. Gene Ontology annotation, molecular function: sarcosine oxidase activity; flavin adenine dinucleotide binding; L-pipecolate oxidase activity. The record is from RefSeq and is a predicted model, not a curated record.
GCGGCGCCUACAAAUACCGGGAGCUGAAGGCUGGGGGAGGAUCUUCUACCUUCUCGCUCUCCUCAAAACCGAUGGCUCCCCGCUAGGGAGCCACUGAGGGCUGUGGGAAAGAUACCCGGUGGUGACUCCAUCAUAUCCUGCCUCUGUCCUUUUGCUGCAUCGUCGAGGACAUCCACUUUAGUACUAUACAGACCACAGCCCCAGAGACACCUCCCAGUUGCCCUUCCCCAUCCCUAAAUAGACCUGAUUCGGGCUAUGCUCAUCAUCACCUAAGCAGGGAAACCUGUCGAGAACGGCACAGGCGUGUGGGAGGGCCUUAUUCCUUCUGGCAAGGGUCUGACACACCCUUCCCAGCCCCCUGGCUUGGGGUCUUGCUCCCCCAGGAUGGCCGGGGGCAGCCAGCCCUGCAGCAGGCAGAUGGUGUUGGCACCAGCACUGUGUGGCUCUGCGCUGGCUGCUGGACGGCUCUCGCAUGUGUUAAAAAUAAGAAAAGCCAGCUCUUUGUUUAAUAACCCCCUCCCCAUCUCCAUGAAAGCCCAGAUGGCUUUGCCUCGCCGCGCUGACGCCGUGCACGGCACAGAUCCCCGCAGGCUGGCCAGCCCUGCCUGCAAGUGUGGCCCACGCAACCAUCGCCGGCUGGGGGGGUUAUUUUUAAUCUCAGGCCUUGCUCUGCCAACAUGCACGGCUUCUGCCACGGAGAACAGCGAAUGAGGAGCUGCGCAGCUCAGCACAGGGAGGAUAGAGCAGUGGCCAGCGCCAUGGCACGGGCUGCCUAUCACCAGCCCCAUAGUACCGACCAUGUGCCACCAGCUCCGCAACACAGGCUGUGCACCACCAGCUCCAUAAUAUGAGCUGCAUGCCGCCAGCCCACUGGCAUGAGCUGUCUGUCACCAGCCCCAUGGCAUGAGCCGUGUGCCAUUGGCACGCUGUGGCAUGGACUGCAUGCCACUCAGCCUCAUAACACGGGCUGCAGAAUGCCAGCCCCACAGCACAAGCUGUGUGACACCAGCCCUGCAGCUGUGGUGGGAGCUGGGCAGGCAGCAAUGCUGCCGUCGUCUUCAUCCCGGGGGUGCUGGCAGGGGGUGGUUUGAGCUCCUGCAAAGCACUUUCAGCACUAAACCCAAAACUUUGAUCAGCCAGUAGCACCAUCAAUGUUUAAUGCAGCAAAGCCCUGGCAGAGCUUGGAAGAUGAGCAUUUUGAGGCCAAAUUGAAGUUUCUAAUAGUAUGAUAUUCAAAUAAUUUUAAUCCGCCUGACACCUCCCCAGGUGCGUACCUGGACUGCUAAUGAGGGGCUGCCUUGGGUGGCUGCUGGCUUUGACACAAAGCAAACAAGCCCUUUGCAGAUGCCUUCAACAUAUAGAGGACUGGAGUGGUAAAUGGAGGCAAGCACAGCCAGACCUGGCACACUGUGGCCAUGUGGGGAGGAUGCUGUGAUCCCUGAAGCCAUGCAGUCUCAGCUCCCCGGGGAGCCAUGGUGCUCCCUAAUUCUGUUUUAAAGUGCCAGCGUGCACCUGCUGGAGGGGAAGGCUGGCUCAGGCUGGUAUGAAACACUUGCAUGGCUGGACGAUGGGCAUUUGGGGAGCUUCAGCUGCCAUCUCUGUGUGUGGCAUGUGCCAUGGGUGCAGCAGGUGCUGUCGGUGCAGCAAGUGCAGCAGAUACAGAGCUCAGCUGGCAGCCUGCCUGGCCUUGACAAAAGUUCCUCAUACUGUGUUUGUCCAUCCAACCCCACAUGAAUUUGAGCCAGGGUGGCUCCCACUGCCUGCACUGGGCUGUUCCUCAAAUCCCCAUCACAUCACUCUGUGUCAGUGCCAGCCUUGAGCUUUUCCAUCCAUCCAUCCAUCCAUCCCUCCCUCCCUCCCAACCCAUCCAUCCCUCCCAUCCCAUCUCAGGAAGCUCAUGCAGCGAGUAAGUAAUUUUUACUGUGCUCUCAGUGCAGUUCUCCUGACCCAUGCCAGCUGCUUUGGGAAAUUAAUUUAUUCCCGCCACUAUUGCAUCUGGUUAAUUUAAACCCCAGACAAGAGGAUGGUGGCAAAAGUGUGUGAUUUGGCACAGGCUUUGGAGGCCCCCCAAAAAAACCUCCCCUUGAGGGAAAAUAAGCCCAUGCAGUUGCUUUUUUGGCUCUGGGAGUGCAGACCUCUCAGCUGUCUAGGAUCAGCCCUGAUUGAGAUCAUCUGUACAAUGAAAGUGGGGUUUCACCAAGCCGUGGGGACAGUCACCACCCUCUCCAGUGCUGAUGACUGUCCCUACACCUCACCCUCACAGCAGCAGGAGUGAGGCUGUUCCAGCCUGAUCUAUUAACAUGCUGUUAAGGCAGAGGAGUUCAUUUUUGCCAUUUAACGUUUCACGGAUAAUUAAUAAUUCUUCAUCUCCCCAGAAAAAAAGGAAGAGCAGGUAAAGGGGCUGUUCAAAGCACAAAAAAGCAGACUGGAACCUGAGGAAAUCAGUGAAUUAUUUGUAACAUCAAAGGCAAGGGAGGCUGUGCUGAUUUAACGGGACACUGCAUGCUGCAGAGCCCCAGGCUUCACGGCGAUGCUGAGACCGACACGCACUCAUUGCAUAAGUGGUCCUGGGCAGCAGCAUGGAUGAAGGACUCCGGAGGGGAGCCUAGCCUCCACCUCCACUCUCUAUCCUCCUCCUCCUCCUCUCACCUCCCCAUCACUGCAUACUGCCGGUUCUCCCUUUGCACAGUGCCAGGGUGUCCCUGCAACCUAUGUGGGCACCAUGGUUUAGGCUGGAAAUCCCCCAUUCCGCCAGCCUGGCAUGGGCCUCCCAUGCUCCCCAGAGCUUCAUCCAUCACCGGAGGCGAGCAGCAAAAUAAAUAAUGAUAUUUAACAUUUUGUAAUAGCGACAAUUAACCAGUAAAUAAUGCUUUUUACACCACAAAAGGCAGAGCAAAUUAAUUCCCCUAAUUAGCUGUCAGGCAACACAGGGCAGUGGCAGCAGUGGGCAAAACUGGCAGCCCCUGCUUGCAUUAUUCCCCUGCCCCGAGGCACCGUUGAGUGUCCUCAGACCCCAAAAAUCUCACCCCAAAAUUUUGCAGGCUUGCAAAAGACUCCACCGCCACCAGGAUGUAUCCAUGCUGCAUCUUGGUUGCUCUGGCAAGCUCUAAAUCACACUUAUCUCCUGUUAACAAAAAUAGCAGCAACAACAAAGGAUGGCACCAAAACAGUUUAUGGCCAUAAUAAAUUGUGCCAGAGGGGAAAAAUAAACAGCCCUGUUUGCCUUGAAGCAGGUGGAGGUUUCCCAUCAGCACACAAGUGGAAGUGUUACCCAGACCUGUGUCCUGCUCUAGCCAAAGCUGGCAGUGCCCAGUGGGCAGGAAAAGAGGGAUACAUUUGAAACAAUUUUCUGCCAUGCUUAUCCCACCCACUCACUCCAGUAUCACUGGUGGUGCCAUGGGGCUGAGGGAAGGUGGUGGGAGGAUGAAGGGUUGAGGGGCUGGUGUAGGUGGACCCUGUGCUCUGCUGGGGCCAGGGCAUGGGGAAGAUGACAUGUGGCAUGUGCCACCUACCAAGAAGGGAAGGAGGGGUCAAUCCACCUGCACUGCUGGCUGUGCCACUGCUGCAGGAUGAGCUGCCUUCCCCGUGUGGACUGGGUACCAGUGUUAGUGAGGUAACGGGGAUGGUCCUGCCUGGCCAGUCCUAAGGAACAGAAACUCUCACAUGUUCCAGCCAACAUAUUGGGGGCUGGAAGGCUGCCAGUGCUCUGCCACCCACUUGACUAGGCUGGACUCUGCCCUGUCCCUCCCCUUGGCUUGCCUCCUGGCUCCCAGUUGCCCAUAGGAACAGCACGAGGACAGACAUGGCUGCCCUGAGCCAGCGCAUUCAGGCUGCCUAUGAUGCCAUCGUCAUCGGGGCCGGCAUCCAGGGCUCCUUCAGUGCCUACCACCUGGCCCAACGCCACCGGAACACCCUCUUGCUGGAGCAGUUCAUCUUGCCCCACUCACGGGGCAGCUCUCAUGGGCAGAGCCGCAUCAUCCGCAGCACCUAUGCCAAGGCAGUUUAUGCCCGCAUGAUGCCCGAGAGCUUCCGCCUCUGGCAGCAGCUGGAGACUGAGGCCAGCACCAGCCUCUACAGGCAGACAGGGCUGGUGGUGCUGGGACCAGCGGGUGACCCAUCGCUGGAGAGCUGCCGGCGCAGCCUGGAUGAUGGUGAUGCCACGGUCAUCCUCGAUGCCACGACACUGGCCCAGCGCUUCCCUGGCCUCCGGACCCACGCUGGUGAGGUGGCCCUGUGGGAUGGCACCGGCGGAGUGCUGUUCGCUGACCGGGCACUGCGGGCGGUGCAGGACGUCUUCCGCCGGCACGGGGGCACCCUGCGGGAUGGGGAGAAGGUGCUGCGCAUUGAACCUGGGACGAUGGUCACUGUCACCACCUCCGGUGGGGUGUAUCAGGCGCCCCGGCUCAUCAUUGCAGCUGGAGCUUGGACGGGUGCCCUCGUGGCACCCCUGGGUCUCCGCCUGCCACUGCAGCCGCUGCGCAUUGAUGUCUGCUACUGGAGGAAGAAGGAGCCGGGGAGCCCUGACAUGGGCAGAGACAGUCCCUGCUUCAUCACCGCGGGGCUGAGACAACCUCCCCACAGUGUCUACGGGCUGCCAGCCCUCGAGUACCCAGGGCUGGUCAAGGUGUGCUACCACUAUGGCAGCCCUACUGACCCUGAUGAGCGAGACCGGGCCCCCCCAGGUGCCCCUCGUCCCAGUAUUGCCCUCCUGAGCAGAUUCAUCAGCAGCUACCUGCCUGGGCUGGAGACAGAGCCGGCAGUGGUGGAGACUUGCCUCUACACGAACACCCCAGAUGAAGACUUCAUCUUAGACCGGCACCCCCAGUACAGCAACAUCAUCAUCGGGGCUGGAUUCUCAGGCCAUGGGUUCAAGCUGGCACCAGUGGUGGGUAAGCUGCUGUGUGAGUUGAGCCUGAGUGAGGAGCCGUCCCACAGCAUGGCCCCCUUUGCCAUCGCCCGCUUCCCUAACGUGCUUCAGGCUGCACUGUAGGUGCAGAGUCCUGGCCAUGCCUAUGUGGCCUUGCACUGGCCUGCAGCUAUGUCCCUACAUCCUGAUGUCAAGUGUGCUAACAUUCCUGCAUCUCCUCAUCCCUAUAUAUCUCCACCUCCCUGCAUCCUGGUGUCUCACACAUUAUGCACUCCAGCAGCCCUCCACUCACUGCAGCCCAGCUACCCUGCACUCCUACAUCCUCAAUCCCAGCAUCUUGGCACCCCUCUCAUCCCGGCACUCCUCUCAUCCCAGCAGCUCUCCAUCCGUGCACCUCAGCAUUCCACCAUCCCCACAUCUUAGCACUCUCUGCAUCCCCAUACCUGUGCAUUCUGACGACCCAGCAUUCCUACAUCCCAGUGCCCCUGCAUCCCCAUAUCCCAGCAUCCUGAUACCCUGCAUUCCCACAUCCCUGCAUCCUGACAUCCCCCAUGCCAAGCUGUCUCUGCUGAGCACCCACUCCACGGAAAAAAAUUAAGGAGCUCUGUCAGCCUCAUGAAGAUGGAGCUGGAACAGCGCGGAGAGACACACUCGCUUAGGAGUCAAGUUAAAUGUUUUAAUGUUAAAUGUGCCAUUUUAUUAUCAUUAGAUCGCUCCCACUUAAUGAAA